Molecule: messenger RNA, 1482 nt
Organism: Oryza brachyantha (malo sina)
Lineage: Eukaryota; Viridiplantae; Streptophyta; Magnoliopsida; Poales; Poaceae
Product: putative methyltransferase C9orf114
Exons: 10
Coding region: 80-1159 (359 amino acids)
Source: RefSeq, a predicted model, not a curated record
CCUACGCAAAACCCUUCCAAACACCUCGCGACUCCGUGCCGCCGCCGCCGCCGCCACCGCCACCGCCACUGCCGUAGCCAUGAACGACCGAGACGCCGAGGCAGCAGCCUCCGAGAAGGCCCGGCGCAGGAAGGAGAAGAAGAGAAAGAAGCGAGACGAUGCUACGCAGCAGCAAGGUGCGGCUGAUGAAAAAUCCGUCUCCGAGAAGAAGGAGAAGAAGAAGAAGCAGAAGCAGACGAACGGGGAGGACGUGGCGGCCGGCUCGAACCGGAAGAUGUCGGUAAGCAUCGCCAUCGCCGGAUCCAUCAUCGACAAUGCCCAAUCUCUCGAGCUCGCCACUCUCCUCGCAGGCCAGAUCGCCCGCGCGGCGACCGUCUUCCGAAUCGACGAGGUUGUGGUGUUCGACAGCAACCCCGGGGCGGAGAACAACAGCGGUGGUGGCGGCGAAGAGAGCGGCGCGCGCUUCCUCGUUCGCAUUCUAGAGUACCUGGAGACGCCGCAGUACCUGCGGCGACGCCUUUUCCCCAUGCACAAGAACUUGAAGUUUGUGGGGCUGCUUCCACCACUCGAUGCACCACACCAUGUGCGCAAGCAUGAAUGGUCUGAGUUCCGUGAAGGUGUUACACUGGAUGGGGAUCGUUCAAUGGGGACAUUUGUGGAUGUCGGAUUGAGUAAGAAUGUUCUGGUUGAGCAGAUCCUGGAACCAGGGAAGAGAGUAACCGUGACCAUGGGAACUGAUCGUGACAUUUCAAGUGCUUGCAUAAGGAAAGUUGUCCCCCCUUCCACUCCUAGGGAUGAAAUGGAAUUGUAUUGGGGCUAUAAAGUCCGAUAUGCUUCAAAUUUGAGUGGAGUUUUCAGUGAUUCACCAUACAAGGAAGGAUAUGAUUAUAUCAUUGGUACUUCAGAGCAUGGCAAGAUCAUUAGUUCAUCUGAGUUGAUCUUGCCUUCUUUUAGGCACCUUUUAAUUGCAUUUGGUGGGUUGGCUGGUCUGGAAGAAUGCAUUGAAGAAGAUAGAAAUUUGAAGGGCAAAGAUGUAAAUGAUGUAUUUCAUACCUAUUUGAAUACGUGUCCCAGUCAAGGGAGCAGAACAAUAAGAACUGAGGAAGCACUUCUCAUCUCUCUCCAAUACUUCCAAGACCCAAUUAGGCGAGCUGGAUAGCAAAUCUGGAAACACUUACAGACAUAACAGUUCGGAUGCAAGUGGAAUUUGCUGAUGGUUAACUUUAACCCAAUUGCCUACGUGGCAUUGACUUCUCUAGUGAAUCUGGCACCCAUCGUCACCGGUGGUCAAAACAUAUUUUAGAAUACUUGUGUUGAUUUCACUGAAAGGGCUUAGAUUGUUUAAUGUCUUUGAGCAUCCAUGGACCGUUGAACACUGGGAACUGUUUUUGCUGAAGAUUGUCUUCUGACCAACCAAUUGCAUCUAUUCCAUUUUGUUUACAUCACUCAUAUGAAUCGUUAUAUAUAUACAUCUCAAUUAAU